Aegilops tauschii subsp. strangulata is the source of this 969-nucleotide messenger RNA. The record is from RefSeq and is a predicted model, not a curated record. NCBI's taxonomy places the organism in Eukaryota, Viridiplantae, Streptophyta, Magnoliopsida, Poales, Poaceae.
AUGGUUCACGAGGAUGAGAGCAGCGACGACUACCCCAGCCUGCAGUACAUGAACUCCUCCAAUGACGAUAGCAUGUUGUACCGGAUCCCUGCCAGCAUUGAAGACCAAGACUACAUGGGCAUUGAGACUGGAACCAUUGUUCCCUGCGAGCAGCAUGGGCUGCCAUGUGAGAGGCGUGUAGCCUUUGAGGGAUUUGAGACGGGCAGGAGGUUUUUAGCCUGUCCUCUUAAAGAAGGUCAGAACUGUGGUUCUGUUCAAUGGGUUGACCCAGAGUGGCCUCCUACAAUGCAAAAUGCACUGUUGAAGCUAUGGGAAAUAAGAAAAAAUAAACUGGAGGCCAACUAUGACAAAUUAGUUGAAGAUGUUCAUGAACUUUUGAAUGCCCAAGAGGAUAGGGUGCUGGAUUUCAGAUAUUGGCAGUCUAAGAGUGCAGAGGAGAGGAAUGCUGAGGUGACCAACUCAGUUGUCUCAGAUAUGAAGACAGAGAUGGAGAAGAAAGAGGCAGAGAUCUUCAAGCUGCAAGGGAAGUAUGAAGUCCUUAUGAACCUGACAAAAGCCCAAGGCACUGUCAUCAGGAACCUGAAGUUUAACCAUUUGAAAGAGAAGGAAGUGCUUAGUGCAUACAUGAGGAACUUGCAGUUCCAGGUUGCUGAACUAACUAAGUCUGUGGAGAAGUUAACCCAAGAAAAUCUCAAGUUGAAGCAGGAUGCUGAACUCACCCAGUCUCAGGAAAAGCUUACCCAAGAGAAUCUCCAGCUGAAGGAUCACAUUGGUGAUAUGAAAAAGGGACAUGAUAAGCUCAUCCAAGAGAAUCUCCAGCUGAAGGAUCACAUGGGUGAUCUGAAAAAGGGCCAUGACAAGCUCACUAAAGAUAGGGCUCAGCUCAAGCUUCAGAUUGCUAAUCUGUUGAAGGCAGAGGAGAAGAACAAGCAGAAGAUGAAGGGGAUCCAGGCCAUCUUGGAUGAAUGA